UAAACAUUUGAAUUACAAAACAAAUGUUUUUUUGUAUUUGAACUGAUUCAUUUAUUUUUUAUAUAAGCUUUUUUAAAUUUUCAUUUCAACCUUUUUUAAUUUAAAUUAUGGAUUUCGUAAUUCCUUCAAAACUAAAUAAUUUAUUAGGAGAUGAACUUCAUUUAUUGCCAUGCAAAAUACAAUGUAAGAGAGAAGCAAAUGUAGAAAAUUACUUUAGACCUUAUAAUGCAGAGCAAAAAGAUUCAGAUGAUAAUGUAAUUUUAAAUUGCUCAUUCCGUGGCAAGCCAUUAAUAGGAAAACAAAUUGAUAUACCAUGUGGAUAUAAAGGUGUGUUCUGUGAAAUAACAAAAGAUAGUUCUGAAGAAAAAGAAUCUUUAAUUGCCAAAAGUAGUUGUGAACAAUUAACAUAUUGGAAUUGGGACAAACAGCCAUCAAAAGAAGACAGUUUUCUAUCAGCACUUGAUUGGAUAAGUGUUUCUGAAGCAUUAAAUGCAUAAAUAUAUAGUAACUUUAUUGUUGUAUGUAAUUAAUGAGUUUCCCUUUUUUUUUUUUUGUGUGUGUGUAUGAUUUUAUCUAUUAUUUUGGUAUAAUUGAUAUGAUAUAAUAAAUAUAAGUACAAUCAUUA
Daktulosphaira vitifoliae (grape phylloxera) is the source of this 625-nucleotide messenger RNA. RefSeq lists its product as uncharacterized. Gene Ontology annotation, biological process: RNA catabolic process. The transcript has 2 exons. The record is from RefSeq and is a predicted model, not a curated record. Gene Ontology annotation, cellular component: ribonuclease H2 complex. The coding region runs from base 108 to 497 and encodes 129 amino acids. NCBI's taxonomy places the organism in Eukaryota, Metazoa, Arthropoda, Insecta, Hemiptera, Phylloxeridae.